AUGCAUUACAACUGCAGCCCUGGAAACUUCUCCUCCCACUCUCUUGGAGGUUACUUGGGAUACCCAGUUUCCACCUAUGAUUCUUUCUACCCCAGCAAUGUAGUCUACUCUCCCAGCACCUGCCAGCUGGGAUCCUCUGUCCUUGGUGGCUAUCAGGAGACCUGCUGUGAGCCCACCAGCUGCGGGACGUCCUGUGCUGGGGCCAGAUCCUACCAGACAUCCUGCUUCUGCCCAAAGAAUUCCAUCUUCUUCAGUCCCUGCCAAACAAAUUACACAGGGUCUCUGGCCAGUAUUUCCACAUCCCAGAGACCCUGUGUAAUCACGGAUAUUGGACAGGCUACACGUUAA
Messenger RNA from Ailuropoda melanoleuca (giant panda), 348 nucleotides. It is a transcript of the gene KRTAP15-1, whose product is annotated as keratin associated protein 15-1. Bases 1 to 348 code for a protein of 115 amino acids. The record is from RefSeq and is a predicted model, not a curated record. NCBI's taxonomy places the organism in Eukaryota, Metazoa, Chordata, Mammalia, Carnivora, Ursidae. The transcript has a single exon.